Messenger RNA from Ricinus communis (castor bean), 1788 nucleotides. RefSeq lists its product as uncharacterized. The coding region runs from base 376 to 1161 and encodes 261 amino acids. Gene Ontology annotation, molecular function: nucleic acid binding. The record is from RefSeq and is a predicted model, not a curated record. The transcript has 4 exons. NCBI's taxonomy places the organism in Eukaryota, Viridiplantae, Streptophyta, Magnoliopsida, Malpighiales, Euphorbiaceae.
UAACCUACGAUGUAAGCAUCUUGUGCUUUCAAUGGAAGAUGCUUUUGUUAACUUCCUUCAAGACAACAAUACUAGCACAGAUGAUGGGAUUUUAGAGUUGGAACCCAUGGAUUCAUACAGUCGCCUUCUCUUGCAUCGCCUUGCUGAUAUUUUUGGGUUUCUUUCUUUCUUUUUUCUUUUAUUCCAAAAAGAAAAAUUAAAUAUUGAUAAUUUUGUUUUUUGGUGGUGGUAGAUUUGCUCAUGUAUCUGUUGGUGAAGGUGAUGAACGGCAUUUAAUUUUAGAGAGAUGCCCAGAGACAUCAGUGUAUGUGAUAACAUUCAUGAAAGGGCUCUUUUUUACCGUUUAUUAAGGGAAAAGUUUCACCAUUUUUUGUCAUGUCAUGCUAUCAUCCAUAUCUAGGGUUUCUAUGCUAUUUCCUUACAUCAAUUUGUUAUUCUAUUAUGGUUGCACCUUCCAAAUUCAAUCACUUGAGAAAGACUCAAAUACAUAUACCUUCCAUCCUUGUUAAUGACAUCUUGUUUCAAUAUGAUGAACCUGAGCCUCUUACGAUGUCACACCAAUUAUUGAGAAGAGAUGGUGCUUCUCCUGUGUUGAAGGAAAAAUCACCUUCUUUUCUUACUCUUGAGGAGAGGGAAGCAGCUUAUUCGGCGGCCCGUGAACGAAUUUUUUCAGUGGAUGUGGGAGAGAUGAAAGAGCCUCAGAGGCAGAAGCCGCGAAAUGUUCCUGUGGUCGCACGUAGAAUGAUUGCUCACGCUUUAGGUCAAAAAUUAAGUCCACAGAAGAAUUGUAAAGGAUACGAAGUGCAAACCACCCUGUUGAAUGUCCAAGACAAGGAUAAAAUUGAUCCCAUGGAAGAUUUUGAGGGAACCAUAUUCCAGCCUCAGAAAUAUGUUGACUCACAUGAUAAAGCAAAGAGCAAUAACCGUCAGUGUAGUGCAUCAUCGCCUGGUAAGAGGAAUAUGUCCCAUGCACCUGCUUGUAAGAUGUCUACUGAUAUGAGCACAUCUCAUAACGGAUCAAGUAGAAAUCGUGUCAAGGAAUACUCAAAAGAGGAACACGUGGGAGCCGCAAAGAGGAUGCUUGCUCAUGCCUUGGGACUGCAAUCAUCAAAGGGUGGUCUUGCAAGAUGCAGUGCAACAAAGCCAGUUGACAUGGAGUGAGGGUUGAAUGUUCUUUUGGUGUGAGAAAUUGGUUUGUUUUCGUUCUGUUGGGCUCAUGGCAGAAGCUCUUCAAUUAUCCACAUUAACCACCUGCUUGUUGAUGGCAUGUAAGCGAGAGAACAUGUUUUGCAGACUACAGGACCAAACACCAAGAUGUAGCAGGUGGUACUUCCAUCUGCAUUUGGUUGUCUGCAGGUAAUUUAUUUGCCUACCCAAUGCAGUAGCUAUUUUAGAGAAGGCUGUGUUAUUGAUGAAGGCAGUGCUGCAUAAAGCAUGGUUGAUGUUUCUAUUACACUGGAAGAGCCAUGUCAGCAAAAACAGGAGCUGCUUUCCAUAGUUGUUAGCAACUUCUUCCCUAGUGCACAUUAUCCAAACCUGAGCUACCCUUGGUAGUAUCGUUGUGCAUGUGAUCAGAGACAAUAGAAUCCGCAUGGAAGCUCGUUGAAAUUCUUCUGUCUUUAUUAAAAUAGUCUACCUAAGGUCGAUGGCCACCUGACUCCUUGAAAGGAGAUUCAGGCUUUGGCAAGCAUAAUUACAUAUGUUUUUUAUGUUAUACAAUGGACGAAAGUUGGUGACUUGUGUUAUUUUUCCUUUCCUUCUCUCUUAAUCAUUAGCUAUUUCUUUUUA